AUGAAUUAAAAUAAACAUAAUAAAAGGCAAAAAAAACUUCAGAAAUAGAAAAGUAUUAAAAUGAUAACAAAGAUAUGUUAAAUGAUAUUCAUAAAGACAUAUAAAACUCCUCCAACUAAUAAGUGUUUAAAUAGAUUUUGCAUUAAUAAGUGGGAGCAAAUAAUAAUGAAUAAGAAUUUGGAAUUCAUGAUUUUGAUUCUAUAAAAGAAUUUUCAAGAUAUUUCCCUCAUAAUAACAUAUCAGUAGUUUGUUUCAGAUUUAAAUAGAAUUUAAUUUAAAAAAAUUUGCUUAAGAGGUAUAUUUAAAACCACUCUGAAGAAAUCCUUUAAAAAUUAAAAUUCAAAAGUAUAAGUGGGUUACACUCUUUAUUGGUGA
Messenger RNA from Tetrahymena thermophila SB210, 375 nucleotides. RefSeq lists its product as hypothetical. The record is from RefSeq and is a predicted model, not a curated record. The transcript has a single exon. NCBI's taxonomy places the organism in Eukaryota, Ciliophora, Oligohymenophorea, Hymenostomatida, Tetrahymenidae.